Messenger RNA from Haliotis rufescens (red abalone), 5682 nucleotides. Its product is annotated as ankyrin-3-like. Gene Ontology annotation, molecular function: RNA nuclease activity; protein binding; RNA binding. The record is from RefSeq and is a predicted model, not a curated record. Gene Ontology annotation, biological process: RNA processing. NCBI's taxonomy places the organism in Eukaryota, Metazoa, Mollusca, Gastropoda, Lepetellida, Haliotidae. The coding region runs from base 444 to 3743 and encodes 1099 amino acids. The transcript is spliced from 4 exons.
UUUAAUUUUUAUUACUUGCAAUUUCUAUAUUUUUUCGAAAACAGUGUCUGAUAAAUAACCAAGUUCUCCCUGUCGCCCUUUUACCACCACCGUAUAAAGGGGGUUUGCGAAAAGAAUAUAGUUCGUGAAUAAAACUAACCCUGUUAAUAUAUGUUAUGCGAAAUAUAUUAUUUCAUAUCGAGUAUUAAGUUCCGUGGACAUGUUUGUUUGUCAUAAUUAAACAUUCCUGUUUAAAAUGAAAACAGAAAUCAUUUUCAAACAGCUAGUAUUUUAUUGGCGUAGGAAUACAUAAACAGUUAGUACUGUGACCAUGUCGAACGAUCAGCUGAGCGCUCUCCAGGUUUACAAAAUCCGCAAAAUUCGAUCAGAUUUUCUCUCAGAUGGACCUGACAAUAGCAACUUCAUCCCUGCAUGACAUAGCUGUGUAAAGACCUUAGACUGAGAUGGCCAGUUCAAGUGAUGUGACAAGUGUGGCCUUGACACAGGAGGAGGAGGACCUUGAAGACCAGACGAUUGAGGUCAUCAGCGGAGGUACUCCGCUGAGAGACAGCCCUGGUGAUGCCCCUAAGGUCCUCACUCUCGUCCAGACACAGAACAUAAUUACUGGACCAACCCCUGCAGGGACAGUUGGUGAAGCUACCCUUGACCUUCAAAUAAGUGAUGCUGAAGAAAUCUUUGUGGAAACAGAGAGCUUCAGGACUGUAAAACAAAAACUGAAGCAGCAUGGCCAUGUCACCAUCUGUGGUGCUUCGGGAGAAGGCAAAACAACAGCAGCUCUCAAGCUUGGUUCUCAGUAUAGAAAAAGGGGGUACAAACUUGCACUUGUGGACAGAAUUGAACAGUUUGACUUGGACAGCUUCUUGAGUUCUUCACCUAGAGUAUUUCUGAUCAUAGAUGAUAUGUUUGGUACUGUUGGAUUAUCGACAAAUGUUUCACAGCUGAAAACAUUUCUCAAUAGGCUUGAUAGACACUUAAAACACUGCAAAAAGUCAACCAAGAAGUGGGAAUCACAAAAAGAACAGCAAGCUAAACCAGGAAGAGAUAAACAUGAAAAUGAAUCAAGUAGAGGUUCUCACCCAAUAAAACCAGCCACAAAGGAUAUUCGUGUUGUCUUCACAUCCAAGACAUACAACUUCCAUGAUGGACUUGAUCAGCUGCAGUAUGAAAGAUUCUCGCUGUUCAAGGGACAAACACUGGUGGAUUUAACCACUCAAGAGAAACACAGAUAUACUCAAGCAGAGAAACAGGCUAUAUUUGAGCACCACAGGGACAUACAUAGAGACCAUUCUGAUGAGGAUAUACCAUACUUCGAACUGUGGGAGAUGGAUUCCGAUAUCUUUGGAUUUCCUCUCACUUGUAAACUUAUUUUUGACUUUUCAUCCAUUUUCCAAAAUACAAAGAAAUUUUUCAAGGAACCACUGUUUUAUCUUAGGCAAGAACUCAGACAAUUACUGAUGGCGAAAACUGAUCGAUCAGCCAUAUUAGUUCUGAUGCUACUAUGUGAAGAUAGGAUAGAUUUGGCCAAGUUGGAAGCAGACGGCAAGGACAAGAAACUGGACAACAUGGUCAGAACUGUUUUAGAGUUGCUGCCGUCAGCUUCACGUUUAGGAAUGUACGAGGCAGCAAAGUGUUUUAGAGGAACAUUCUUUACACGUGGUGAUGCUGUUGGAUUUGCCCAUUCUUCCAUAUAUGAUGCUUGUGCUUGUUCGUUGUAUGACAUCAGUCCAACAUUUGUGCUGACUCACUGCAGUGAUAAUUUCAUAUAUGAACGAGUGCAACCACAUCCUGUGGAGGAAAGCAAAAUUGAUGAUCAUUUCCCCCUAAUAUACGUCUCCGAAAAGUAUUAUGACAUCCUGACUACUCGACUUGCAGAAUCAAUGCAGCAUGGGCAGUUUUCUAAAUCAGUGACACACCCCAUCCUCCGACAAGAAAAGGUGGCUCUUCAACUGCUUGAAAAACUGCACCGUGAUAGAUCCAUGGCCAAGAGUUGGUUUCACAAAAGUGAUAAGGGGAGGUGCUUUUUGUUUUGGGCUGUUCUUGGACACAAUGAAAAAUUUGUCUUAGAAAUCGAAAAUAUAACUGGAGGAGAAUUUACUCAAACAGAGAUCAGAGAAGGCACGAUUGGUUGUGUUAUGAAGAACAACCUGGCAGUACUGAAGUGGCUCUUCUCCAGGACUGAACACCCAUGCACUGAUUUUGCCAUGAACCUGUUGCUUUUGCUGGCUGGUCUUUGUGGGAGCUCUGAAACACUUGUUUAUCUGAUAGAAAAUGGUGCCAAUGUGUUUACCGUUAAUGAAAACAAGAGAAACAUCAUACACAUAGGAUGCAUGUUUGGACAUAAGAAAACACUAACGGUACUGAAAGAACACACCAGCAAAGUCUUUACUGAUGACGUGAAGCAAGGUGUAAUGAACUCUACUGAUGACGAAGGAAGGACUCCACUAAUGAUUGCAGCAGGCAUGGGAUCUUAUGAGUGUUAUCAGGUAUUGCAAUCAAUAUCUAACAAGAAAACCAAAGACAAAUAUGGAAAUGAUUUAUUUCACAUGGCCUGUCAGGGUGGAAACAAGGCUAUAGCACAACAUCUUAUGUCACUUUCUGACAUCAAUACUAGGGGAGCGAACGGACAUACGCCAGUAAUGAUGGCAGCUGUCCAAGGACAUCAAAGUGUGUUUGACCUCCUAGUAUCCAAGCAAGCUGACCUAGCACUGGUGGACGAAGAUGGUAAUAGUGUCCUCCAUCAUGCCUGUGCGGGUGGAAACAAGGCCAUAGUACAACACAUUGUGUCACCUUCUAACAUCAAUACCAGGGGACACAAUGGACACACUCCAGUAAUGUUGGCAGCUGGCCAAGGACAUCAAAGUGUGUUUGACCUCCUAGUAUCCAAGAAAGCUGUCCUGACACUGGUGAACAAGAGUGGUGAUAGUGUCCUUCAUCUUGCCUGUCAGGGUGGUCACAAGGCCAUAGUACAACAUCUUGUGUCACCUUCUAACAUCAAUACCAGGGGACACAAUGGACACACUCCAGUAAUGAUGGCAGCUUUCCAAGGACAUCAAAGUGUGUUUGACCUCCUAGUAUCCAAGAAAGCUGUCCUGACACUGGUGGAUAAAGAUGGUAAUAGUGUCCUUCAUCUUGCCUGUCAGGGUGGUAACAAGGCCAUAGUACAACAUCUUGUGUCACCUUCUAACAUCAAUACCAGGGGACACAAUGGACACACUCCAGUAAUGAUGGCAGCUUUCCAAGGACAUCAAAGUGUGUUUGACCUCCUAGUAUCCAAGCAAGCUGACCUGACACUGGUAGACAAUUAUGGUAAUAGUGUCCUUCAUCUUGCCAGUUUGGGUGGAAACAAGGCCAUAGUACAACACCUUGUGUCACCUUCUAACAUCAAUACUAGAGGACAGAACGGAUAUACAACAGUAAUGAUGGCAGCUGUCAGAGGACAUCAAAGUGUGUUUGACCUCCUAGUAUCCAAGCAAGCUGACCUGACACCUGUGGAGAGAGAUGGUAAUAGUGUCCUUCAUCUUGCCUGUCAGGGUGGUAACAAGGCCAUAGUACAACAUCUUGUGUCACCUUCUAACAUCAAUACCGGGGGAAUAAACGGAUACACUCCACUUGUGAUAGCAGCUCUAUCAGGUCAUGAGAGUGUGUUUGACCUCCUCAUAUCAAGGAAUGCUGACCUGACUCAAUGGAUAGCAAUACUAGUAGUUGAGAUUUUUCUGCCUUCCAUUCGGCCAAGGCGGCAAUAGUAUAAUAACUAUCACAUGCUCACAGUGUUAAACCCAGAUAUUACAAUGAAACACAAUGUUAUCACUCAACGUUGUGAAAGAGGAAUUGUUCAAGAUCUGUUUCUUCUGUGAACUCAUUUGGAAAGUUUUUCUUCAGUUUUUCAAGAUGACUUGGAUGAGGUGAAAAUGAAUAGUUGUGUUUUGUCACAUUGACUUUGACGUCUACAGAAACAUGCAAUUGAUGUUCAUCGAGAGAUGUUUGUUUCACUUGCAGAUAAAUAAUAUUCAUAGUACAGUUUGCUUCGCAUGUUCGAGUGACUUAGUCACAUGGUUUUGUGAAACAAUCUGACCUUGUUUUAUAUGUUUUUAGAAAAUAGCUAUAUAUUUUAUUACAUCAAUGAUUUAUGAUAUGAAUACACCAUGCUUUGUAGAAAAUGGUAAUGUGUUAUGAAUGAAGAUGAUUUAUCCUCAAUUGCUUAUCAUCAUGCUUUUUACACACACCAGGAAGAUAUGUUCUUCCCACGUGUGAUAACUAUUACAAAUCUAUUAAACAUGACAUCCAUCUUCAAUAACCACUACAACACUUUGUACAUACAUGUACUCCAUUAAUACCUUCAAUAUCCUUAGACCUACGAACUAUAUUUAUGUGAAAAUUAUGCAAGGACAUUCUGAAUUUACAAAAUGCUCUUCUUGAUGCUUUAUCUUGUAAUGUAGUUAAGUAUUAUUCAAGUUGUAGCUGAGUCUUGAUACCAUCACAAUUAAAGACAAAAUGUAAAGAUGUAACCUGCUAAUGGCAAUUAUGGCGACGUGUCAUGUGGUGAAUCCUGUGUCUGUGUUCAUCCAUCUUUGCUCAUUUCAACCAAAUGUUGACAACUAGAAAUAUAUAAAGUACAUUGACCAUAUUGUAUGGCGACGUGUCAUGUGGUGAAUCCUGUGUCUGUGUACAUCCAUCUUUGCUCAUUUCAACCAAAUGUUGACAACUAGAAAUAUAUAAAGUACAUUGACCAUAUUGUAUGGCGACGUGUCAUGUGGUGAAUCCUGUGUCUGUGUACAUCCAUCUUUGCUCAUUUCAACCAAAUGUUGACAGCUAGAAAUAUAUAAAGUACAAGACCAGUGUCACCAAGUAUGGCCUUAUUUGAAACAUGUUUACCAACAUUUAAAACAUAUCUGUGACAUCACUCUAUUGUACAAAUGAUCCAUUAUUUUUCAUGAAUUAACAGUCAGUUAGUUAUUCAUGCCUCAAUAUCAUUAUCUUCAAUUAGUCCUGUGAAGAUUCCGAACAGGUCUUCAGAAAUGCUUCCUCGUCUUAAGAGGCAACUAACGAGAUCGGGUGGUCAGGCUCGCUGACUUGGUUGAUACAUGUCAUCAUAUCCCAAUUGCGUAGAUCAAUGCACGUAUCAAUCACUGGAUUGUCAGGUCCAGACUCGAUUAUUUACAGACCGCCGUCACAUAUAGCUGGAAUAUCGCUGAGUUCGGCGUUCAACAACAAUCAAAACAAAAAUAUCUUCAAUAAAUGUCCACUUGGAUUUUUUUUAUUUUGAAACUCAAGUGAAUUUCAAUGUUUUAGGAAACUCUUGCCAGCAUGUUCUGAAGACAUGUUAAAGUCGUCCUCGGCUAUGGCAAUAGUGUGUUGUGUUUCAUAAUUUUGCAUAUAACAAUGUUCAUGUUAAAACCAUGCAUGUGAUUGAUGAAACAUCCGUAUAAGGAUACCUUGUACCAUGAGUUGUAACGACCAGCUGGUAAUGUCGCUUGGUGCAACAGCUUCAGACAACACAUUCCAUGUGCACCAUACAGUAUAAAUACAAUUUCAAAGAAUGAGGGUGUAUUUUUCCUCAAGUUUGUGAAAGUCAAGAAGUAAGGAUGUAUACUCUUCAAAAAAAGAAACUUGACACUGACCUUCAAAAUGUAAUAUAAUGCGAUUGUUUCAAAAUAGGACACAGAAACAAUAAUUGAAACACUG